Messenger RNA from Bufo bufo (common toad), 2828 nucleotides. It is a transcript of the gene MUTYH, whose product is annotated as mutY DNA glycosylase. Gene Ontology annotation, biological process: mismatch repair; base-excision repair. Lineage: Eukaryota; Metazoa; Chordata; Amphibia; Anura; Bufonidae. Gene Ontology annotation, molecular function: purine-specific mismatch base pair DNA N-glycosylase activity; 4 iron, 4 sulfur cluster binding; 8-oxo-7,8-dihydroguanine DNA N-glycosylase activity. The coding region runs from base 474 to 2036 and encodes 520 amino acids. Gene Ontology annotation, cellular component: nucleus. The record is from RefSeq and is a predicted model, not a curated record. The transcript is spliced from 16 exons.
GCUUAACCUUACGGGCAGCGUGGAGAUUGGCAGUGCGCUAACGGAGAUGGCAGAGCAGAAUAAAGUUGAUUGAAUUAUUUGGCGCAGUGAUUCGUGACCAUUAUGAUGCGCCGUAGACUCCGCUUUCUUCCUGUAGAGGAGAUCGUGGGGGUUACGUCCGGCAUCCAGUAAUCUGGGAAGUCAAAGGCGUACGGCAACAUCGCCGCGACCACAGUGUGAACAAGGCGCUGGCGUCCAUGUUGGAAUGCUUGUCUUUACCCAUAGGAAACCUUGGGGCUGUGGACGGUGCGGUUUUCUAUCAGAUGAUUGCCCGUAUGGCCGCACUGAAGCUCACAUGACGCGUCGCCAUAGACCGCAGUGCAGCUCGCACUCUGUCACGGAUACUCCCGUCACAGGGCGGCCUCCGAUAUCGAUUGGUCCGGGCAUGCUGGGAGUUGUAGUUUAUUAUACCAGUAUUAAUUCCUCCCUGCAGAAUGGGACGCUCCGCCAUAAAACGCAUCUCAAAGAAACGGCCAAGGAAGGCGACAACGGCCGCGAGCAAACAGCCGCCCGCCGCCCGGAACACAGAGUCCGGUGCACGCCCUCCUCCACACCAUACAUUCACCUCAGAGGAGACGGCGACCCUCAGGAAGAACCUCCUCACCUGGUACAACCGACGCAAACGAGACCUGCCAUGGCGGACACUGGCGGAUACAGAAUUGGACAUGGACCGCAGAGCAUAUGGAGUCUGGGUGUCGGAGGUGAUGCUGCAGCAGACUCAGGUGUCCACGGUCAUUGACUACUACACCAAGUGGAUGAAGACUUGGCCGACCGUUCAGGAUCUGGCGAUGGCAUCACUGGAGGAGGUGAACGAGAAGUGGUCCGGUCUAGGGUAUUACUCACGGGGUCGGCGGCUGCAUGAAGGAGCCCAGAAGGUUGUGCGGGAGUUGGGGGGUCGGAUGCCUCGCACUGCGGAAGACUUACAGAGACUGCUGCCGGGGGUGGGCAGGUAUACAGCCGGGGCGGUGUCCUCUAUCUCCUACGGGCAGGUUACGGGCGUAGUAGACGGGAAUGUCAUCCGUGUUCUCUGCCGCCUGCGAUGCAUUGGAGCUGAUUUUACCUCCCCGACUGUCACUGACGCCUUGUGGAAUUUGGCAAAUAAUCUUGUUGACCCGGAUCGACCCGGAGAUUUUAACCAGGCAAUGAUGGAGCUGGGGGCAACGGUCUGCACCCCUAAAAAAGUGCUCUGCGGUGAAUGUCCUCUGCAGACCCUGUGCCGAGCGUUCAAGAAGGUGGAGCUGGAUUCUGCAUCCUCCCCCAGUAAAUGUGAGAGCAAAAGAGCUAGCACUCAAAUGAGCUCCAUGUCUGACAUCGAGGAUUGCGCAGCAGCUGCCUCAUGUCCACUCUGCAUCCAGUCCGGCGACCAGUGGGACCACAGCCUCGGAGUGGCCAACUACCCCCGCAAACCUGCAAAGAAACCCUCCAGAGAGGAGCAGACUGUGACCUGCGUGUGGGAGAAACCCGGGGAGCAGGGGUUCCCGGAGUAUUUACUGGUCCAGAGACCCCAGAAAGGGCUCCUGGCUGGGAUGUGGGAAUUUCCCAGCAUGCUCUUGGAGAAAACGGCCGCCGUGAAGGAGCGGGAAGAUGAUUUGUGCAGCCGCCUCCAUGAAGUGACCGGCCGGGAGGUAUCAGCGCAGGAUCUGCAGUAUGUGGGGGAGGUCGUCCACAUCUUCUCUCAUAUCAACCAGACGUACCUGGUCUACUUGUUGCGCAGUGUUCCGGUGAAGGAGGAGGAGGAGGAGUGCUCCGCUCUGCGCUGGGUCACCAGGAGACAAUUUAUGGAGUCCGCUGUCCCUACCGCCAUGAAAAAGAUUCUUAAGCUGUGCGAGAGCCGGGGGUUCCUGGGUGAUGUAGCAGAGCCGUCCAAAAAGAGGAAGAAGGACGUAAGUGACAUCCAGCCACCCGCCGGAAGAGCCAAGGUGGACAGCAAGCAGAGGUCUAUACAGAGCUUCUUCACCGCCACCAUCAAGAAAAGAGCCCUGGAGGACGGAUCAUAAAAUGUCCGGCAGCUUUCUGAUAGACUUCAGUUCCUUGCUGUUUUCAAGCUUUGUUUGCUUUCAGUGAAUGGAAACAUUCUUGUUUAAGUAUAAAGGCUUGAAACCUGUCCAGACCCAGUCCUAUUUUUCACAGCUGAAGGUUUGCUACUAUUGUAUCCAGACUAGAAAAUCUUCUCAUCUCCUGGUUUGCCACAAUGUAUCGGCCGAUCAGCCUGACCCCCUGGGGUUUCUGCCUCACAGCGGAUUGUGUGAUUGGAUAUAAUUGUAGCAAACCUUCAGCUGUGAGGACAGCAGGACAGGGAAUUCACCCAGGACCAUUCCUGUUUACUGAAAGCAAACAGAGAUCCUGAAAAAGGGGGGAAUUUAUCAACUAAUUUGUGCCAGUUUUUUGGAGUAAGACAGAAGCAGAUUUUGUUGCAUGCCAUUUUGUGCAAGAAUUUGAGAUCUUCCUGGGAACGUAUCGGUUUUAGAGAGUGGGCGUGGCUUACCGUUAGGGGCGUGGUCAAAACCUGUCCAUGAGACGUAUCUAUUCGAACAUCAAUCUGCCGCUGCUCAUUGGAGACGUACAUUUAAUUUUUGCAUGCAUCGAUUUACAAAUUUGGUGCAAUUUACGCCAAUGAAGUUUUGAUUGAGAACUUCCUAUGAAGUGCGCCAAAGAUGAAGCCUUAUCCACAGGAGGCCAGGAAUAUCUGUGACAAUUACAUGACAUCAGAGACCAGAAAGACGCCCACGUUACGGAGCUUAGAAACCUGUGGACUCCAUGAGCAACGAAAAGCAAAAAGAAAUAAGGAG